This is a messenger RNA of Doryrhamphus excisus (bluestripe pipefish), 1260 nucleotides long. It is a transcript of the gene nkiras2, whose product is annotated as NFKB inhibitor interacting Ras-like 2. Gene Ontology annotation, biological process: Ral protein signal transduction; negative regulation of canonical NF-kappaB signal transduction. Lineage: Eukaryota; Metazoa; Chordata; Actinopteri; Syngnathiformes; Syngnathidae. The record is from RefSeq and is a predicted model, not a curated record. Gene Ontology annotation, molecular function: GTP binding; GTPase activating protein binding; GTPase activity.
UUAUCCCCCUCGUCAGGUUAAAGUCAAAAUCAUAUUUCAGCGCAGCAGCGGAUAAACUUGCAAAGCAAAACACAUGAGCCGUUGUGUAUCAAAUAAAACUGUAGGAGGCGCUGGGAAUGUUGAUAGUCCAAUGAAAGAGUAUGACGUCGUGACGUCAUCGCAACGCCCACUUCCGGCUUCCGGGGUAGCAGGAAAACAGCAGCGCAGUGCAGCAGAGAGAAGCAUCACCAUGGGCAAAAGCUGCAAGGUGGUGGUGUGUGGCCAGGCCGCAGUCGGUAAAACAGCCGUCCUGGAGCAACUACUCUACGCCAACCAUGUUGCGGGUUCGGAGCCCAUGGAGACCCUGGAGGACAUUUACAUCGGCUCCAUCGAAACGGACCGCGGCACAAGGGAGCAGGUGCGCUUUUAUGACACCCGCGGGCUCCGCGAUGGCAUGGAGUUCCCUCGCCACUACUACAGCUUCGCCGAUGGAUUUGUGCUGGUCUACAGCAUCGACAGCAAGGAGUCCUUCAAGCGCAUGGAGGCCCUCAAGAAGGACAUCGACCGGCACAGAGACAAAAAGGAGGUGACUAUCGUGGUUCUGGGCAACAAGCUGGACAAGCAGGACGAGAGGAGGGUGGACGCCAACAUGGCGCAGAACUGGGCCAAGAACGAGAAGGUGCGCCUGUGGGAGCUGUCGGUGGCGGACCGCCGUACGCUCAUCGAGCCGUUUGUGUACCUGGCCAGCAAAAUGACGCAGCCGCAGAGCAAGUCUACCUUCCCCCUCAGCAGGAACAAGAACAAGGGCAGCGGUCCGACAGACGGCUGAACGGCGGGUCCGUUCAUACCUACCAUUUCUUUUAUUUAUGUACAACGAACUGGAUUUGCAUUAGAUGUCACAUCAAGGCUCUGCUAACACACUUGGGAUUAUGUCAUCAUCCAAAUUUAGAUUUCUAUGACUUUCCACAUAGAUAAUGAUCGUUUUCAUCAAUCAUAAGAAUCAAUGCAUUUGCAUGUAAUCCAAGAUGGCUGCCCUUGUGUCCUAUAUAGCAAGGUAAACUGCAUGGAUGCCCAGAAAUACCAGUAAAUAUACCACUGGUUGUCAUGGAGAUUUGUUACAUUUGGGGGCCACAUUGAAGCAACUCCUGUUUCUCUUCAAGUCAAGUCAAAUGUGCGUUUGUUGUUAUAACUUGUAUAAAAUGUCUUACUUUUAAAUUGUUCAACCAGUAUUUGGUGGCAUGUACAGUCAAAAAAUAAAAUACAUGUGCCUAAUUCCUUUAA